Molecule: messenger RNA, 684 nt
Organism: Canis lupus familiaris (dog)
Lineage: Eukaryota; Metazoa; Chordata; Mammalia; Carnivora; Canidae
Gene: SELENOM
Product: selenoprotein M
Exons: 5
Cellular component (GO): endoplasmic reticulum lumen
Molecular function (GO): oxidoreductase activity
Source: RefSeq, marked validated
CGUGGCGCAGCGGCCAGGCGGCUCGCCUCCUGCUCCCCGAUCGUCUGCGCCUCGGUCCCGAUGCGCCUCCCGCUGCCUCCGCCGCCCCUGCUGCUGCUCCUCGCGGCACUCGCGGCCGCCGUCACCACCUUUCGGCCCGACUGGAACCGUCUGCACGGCCUGGCCCGCGCUCGGGUAGAGACCUGUGGGGGAUGACAGCUGAAUCGCCUAAAGGAGGUGAAGGCCUUUGUCACCCAGGACAUCCCUUUAUAUCACAACCUGGUAAUGAAACACCUCCCAGGGGCUGACCCAGAGCUCGUCCUCCUGGGCCACCACUACGAAGAACUGGAGCGAAUCCCACUCAGCGAAAUGACCCGGGAGGAGAUCAAUGAGCUGGUGCAGGAGCUCGGCUUCUACCGCAAGGCGGCGCCCGACGAAGCUGUUCCCCCCGAGUACCUGCGGGCGCCCGCCAGGCCCGCAGAAGGCGCUCCGGACCGCGCUGAUCUUUAAGGUCCGGGGACGCGGGCCCGCCUCCUCCUCCCCUGAGCCCUGGGGACAGAAUGAAGCGCUCAGCGUCCCGGGAGCGUCUCCCUCGCUGAGGGCCGAUGCCUCGUCCCAGAGCCGGCAGAGAUGGAGGUGGGGGUUCUUCCUAACCCCCCUUUCUCCCAUACCCAGCUCGAUUAAAUAAAUCCUCUUCCGCCUUAA